This is a messenger RNA of Truncatella angustata, 636 nucleotides long. RefSeq names its product Alpha/Beta hydrolase protein. The record is from RefSeq and is a predicted model, not a curated record. NCBI's taxonomy places the organism in Eukaryota, Fungi, Ascomycota, Sordariomycetes, Amphisphaeriales, Sporocadaceae. The transcript has 2 exons. The annotation marks the transcript as partial. Gene Ontology annotation, molecular function: hydrolase activity.
AUGACGACCACCGACUGCGCAGCUGUGCACUUGUUUCUGGCACGCGGCAACACCGAGCCCUACCCGGGGCGCCAGUCGGUUUUGGUGGCGGAGGUCUGUGACAGGGUAGCCGACUGUGAUUACGAGGACAUCGUUUUCAAGGAUGGUGCCGAUGAUGUGUACAGCGAGUCUAUCUACGAGGGUGCCACCAACGGUUACAACCAGGUCAACGCCUACAACGCUCGUUGCCCCGACGCCAAACUGGUCAUCAGCGGUUACAGCCAGGGUGGUCACGUUGUGAGCGACAUCCUUGCUGGUGGAGGUGGCAGCUUCUUCGGAUCCACAGAGCCUGGCGAGACACCCGCAGUCAGUGCAUCCAGUGCCGCAGGAAAGGCCAUUAAGGCUGUUACCACCUUCGGCAACGUCCGCCACACUCCCGACCAGCCGUACAACUACGGAACCGGCUCCGCAAACACCAGCAGCAACCCCCGAGAUGAGGCGCAGCAGGCUAUUCUCCUCACCUACGCAAACGUCUGGAGGGACUACUGCCAGAUCGGCGACCCUGUCUGCGCCCACGGUGACGUCCGAACGGACCACACCAACUACUUCGACCUCUUCACCUACGGAGCUGCCGAGUGGAUCGUGUCCAAGCUCAGC